CCCUGACUGCCACCCAGGGACACAAGAACCUGUUGGUGUCCCUGAGCUAAGAUGGUGUUACGUGGUUCCUGGUGGCUCCUGGCCGUCUGUCUUCUGUCCUGGUGUUACAACACCUGGGCGUUGGGGCGUCUGGACCCACAGGCAGAAUCACCAUCACCCCUGGUGUUCUGGUAUGAGAUAGGAGAUAUUAAAGUGGAAGCCUUUAUAAAGUUUGCUGAAAAGGCAAUGCCUGGAAUUUAUGUCCUGCCUAUAGCGAUUGGGAGAAGCGUGGUGCAGGAUAUGGAGAACAAGGCCUUGAAUGCCAGUUCAGAAGUGUGUCAGAUUCUUGCUAAGGAUCCUAAACUGCAGCAAGGCUACAUUGCUGUUACAUUCUCCAAGAGACUCCAGUUGCUGAAGGACUUGGCUGAAAAAUGCCAAAUACCUACCAUGAAAGAUUUGAUCUCACUUUCUAGUAGAAAAUUUAGAAGAGUGAUGAGACGACUCUCCAGUGUUUUAAACCGACCGUGAUUGAUCCCAAGAACACAGCUGUGCUCUACAUCCCAUGUUUACUUUUGAGACACAACCUGACUACAAAAGGCCAACCUUGUCUGCAAAGAAGAACUAGUUACUCGCUUGAACGAUCAGUCUCCUUCUUUUUGACCCCUCCUAGCUUGGUAAAGGUUCCUGGUCUGUCAGAGAGGCAUGCUCGCUCAGUGUGAGCUCCUCUCAGGUUCUCUGAAAUAAACCCGCCUGCAUUGGA
Messenger RNA from Myodes glareolus (Bank vole), 739 nucleotides. Its product is annotated as palmitoyl-protein thioesterase 1-like. The record is from RefSeq and is a predicted model, not a curated record. NCBI's taxonomy places the organism in Eukaryota, Metazoa, Chordata, Mammalia, Rodentia, Cricetidae.